Molecule: messenger RNA, 1816 nt
Organism: Tympanuchus pallidicinctus (lesser prairie-chicken)
Lineage: Eukaryota; Metazoa; Chordata; Aves; Galliformes; Phasianidae
Gene: RGS16
Product: regulator of G protein signaling 16
Exons: 4
Coding region: 248-751 (167 amino acids)
Source: RefSeq, a predicted model, not a curated record
GCACCGGCAUUAGGCAGAGUGGGGGCUUUGCAUCAAGUUGGAAAGCCAGAAGGCUCCCACAGGUGCUGGUACUUCAAACCCAUGCCUGAGUCCACCAGGGAAUGCAUACAGCAUUAAAAACAAAAUACUGAACCUUGCGGCUGUUGGCCAGGCACCUGCAUGCAGAGGGGGCUCUGCUGGGCUGCUACUGGGGAAAAGGGCUCUGCUGAGCAUCCUCUAGAGGAGACUGCCCAGCCAAAGCUGCACUAUGGAGCUGAGAUCUGGUGAGCCAUCGGGGAAUGUAAAAGAAAGAGGAAAAGAGAAAGGAAAGAGGGCUCACAGAGACUCCUCACGAGAAGUGCUUGAGUGGAGGGAAUCCUUUGACCAGCUCCUCAAGAGUAAAAAUGGGGUAACUGCCUUCCACACCUUCCUGAAGACUGAGUUUAGCGAGGAGAACCUGGACUUCUGGCUGGCCUGCGAGGACUUCAAGAAGACUCGCUCCAAAACCAAGCUGGCCUCCAAAGCCAACAGGAUCUUUGAGGAGUUUGUCCAAAGCGAGGCACCCAGAGAGGUUAACAUUGACCACGAAACCAGGGAGAUCACCAGGAAGAACCUCACAGGAGCCACCUCCGCUUGCUUCAACGAGGCUCAGGCAAAGACCCGCACCCUGAUGGAGAAGGACUCCUACCCCCGCUUCCUGAAGUCAGCCUCCUACCAGGACAUGACCAAGCAGGCUGCCAGCCGCAGCAUCAACAAGCGCUUGCACACCUGACCCAUGCCCAGCACCAAACCCGCUCCGGAUGGGCACCGAGGGCCUGGUGGUGGAGUUUUGGCUGAAAUCCCAGCCUUCCAGCAGGACGCCCAGGACCUUCAGUGCUCCCACUGAGGCUGCCCUACGGAGAGGCCACCCCACUGCCGGUGGUCCCGUUGUAGGGCUGCACAGGAUUGAAGCCAUCCGUGUUUCAGCAAGAAGAGCGGUGGGCCAGGGAGCAGCAUGGCCUUAGCAAUGACUUUUCUAUCCUUUCCUUAAACUUUGUGGCCUGCAGGCUGCACCUGAACUUAGGUCACAGGCAUUUUUGUUAUUGUUAUUAUUUAUUUUGUGGCUAUUGUUAUGAUAUAUUUAUGAGAAGAGCACUGCUCAAAGCACGCGCACAUCCCUUGCUUGGAGGAGCUUGUAAAUUAAUUUAUUUUAGGUAUUGCAGCACUUAGCAUGCCUCCCACAGCUUCUGUGUAAUAACUGCAAGAGAGAAAAAUAGCUUUGUAAUGCAUCUGUGGAGCAAGGUACGCAAAUAGCAGCAGGGAAAGCUGCACCGAACUGGGUCUGAGGUUCCUGGGAGCAUGGAGGACCAUUGAUGGCCAUAAAAGGAUGCUUUGCAGUUCAUGCCAUUUCCCUUUUUUUGCCCUUAAAUAGAGCUCUGUGGCCGGCACCUUGGCACGUGGGCUAGCAGCUUGUUCUAGGCAGAGAAUAGCAGAGCAGAAGGGCACUUUGAGUGUUGAAAACUUAUUUUUAAAUCACUUAGGAGGUAAAAGCUGUGUUUACAGUUUGGUUUACAGUUGGGUCUGGUGUUGCCCUGGCCGGUCUGCAGCUGAGGAACCCCAAGGACCAGUUUAAGGAUGUUUCUCUGAGUCCUCUUCCCGCUUCUACCUCUGAGUCUGGUGGGUCUCAGCUGCAUUCAUGGGGCUAUUUGAGCUGUUUCGUUAUUUAUUAUUUACUUUUACAACUGGAACCACCUUCGUUGUGUUACUGAAGUGAACGGCAUACAGAGGUCCAUUUUUGCCACAGACAUGAGGUCAUGGUUACAAAAUAAAACACAAAGAGGGCAAUGCUGUGACACCA